CUGUUGCAUUGGUCUCCACAAAUAGCAGCAGCAUUUCAUUUAAGCCAAAUUCGAACGCAUAGCAAAGUAACGACAAAUAUUUCACGUGCCGCCACGUUCGUACAUUAGACGCGCACCGAUUAGGUAAAGAGAUUUUAGUCAGUGAAAUAAGUUUGGUGCAAAGAUCUUUAAAGCAAACAGCGACUAAUUGAUUCGCAAAGUUUAAAAUUCAAAUUGAUUGCAGUCAAGCCACGUUUGUCUCACUUAAGCCGCACGCGUGUGCCUGUUCAAGCAGUAGUCAACGUGCUAGUCAGUGAAGCCCUGAAACCGGUGUGCAGCCUGUGUUUUUAAUUUUCAAAUCAAAUAACGCCACGUACAAAAAAGUAUUUAAAAUAAACAAUAACAACAAAUUGAAUUUCGCUACCGUCGGUUGUACGUCUUGAUCCGAAUUGUGCGUGCAUCCUUAUUUGUGUCAGAAUAAAUACGAGUUUGUGUUGAAAAGUGAAUUCCAUUAAAAAAAAUAAAGCUAAAUUGUGCUUUGCAAAAAUAACUAAGUUUUCCUGGCAGGCGCUGCAACUUUCAUUCACUCUUUGGAUUAGGCACAGCCACAGCAACGAACCGUGCAAUAUGAAAGCCACAACGCGACUUUGCCCAAUUGUAUUGCUGAUCUGUGCCGCACGGCUUGUCUGCACAGCGCAGCAACAACGAUACAACCACAAUAACGGUGUCGCCGGCUAUCCACUGGACUAUGCGGACGCGAAGUUAAUACAGGAAGAUUACUUGCUGGAAAAGAGAAACAAACCAUCCCUGUCCAUUGUGAAUCCGUUAGAUGUGCUGCGUCAAAGACUCUUACUGGAAAUCGCUCGGAGGCAAAUGAAAGAAAACACAAGACAGGUGGAAUUGAAUCGUGCCAUAUUGAAGAACGUUGGCAAACGCAUGCUGAGCACCGGCGCUGGUGACUUCAACUACAAGUUGCCAGCACACACACAAGAGCAACUCGAAUACUUACUCACACACAUACCCUAUCGUCAGCAAUUAUACUCGUACUAUCAUGGUGCCCAACACCCCCAACUGCAGCAACUGUGGCAGCCACAAUACACCAAUCAAUUGGAAUAUGCGCCAGAUGUGUCCGUCUCUGAGUAUCUGCAACGACCGGCAUACACAUAUGAGGCCACUUUGGGAGCAACAGCACUCGCUGGCAGCGAAAGUAAAGCUGAGGUGGACAGUCAGACUCCGUUGUACUUGAAUGCGCUGGAAAGUACUGCCGGUGAGGGCGAGGUAAAUAUUUACAAAGCCAACGGAAAUGAUAUGACCGCCGAUAAUAAAGCACCGGAAUCACACAGUCAACGUGCAGGUGUUAGCAGUGAUGCUGGCGCUUUGGCCAACAAUGGUCUCGUGGCCAAAAAUCUCUCUGGCAACGAGCAACCCGCUGUUAAGGAUGCUAAUCAACUGGUGGAUGGUGAAGGUGUCGAUGGAAAUGAUGGUAAUGCCGACUACCGUUUGAGGUACUUUUAUGGCUUACGCAAGAAGCAUCACAGCAUGAGAAAGUAAGCUGAAAAAACACACGCUCUCCCAUACAAAUACAAAUACAACCACACACCCCUUGAACGUCGAAUAAAUUAUUUGAAAAAUAUUUCGUUUAACACCAAUUAACCAAAUACAAAUAUACAUACAUAUAUAAUCUAAUAAUACAUAUGUAGUAUAUAUAUGUUAAAACUGAGCUUUUCUAGCGAUUAGCUCUGCUCUGCUUAUUUCUACUUACCUAAGUGUUAUUGACUAGACUAAAACCUAAGUUUAUAUACAUAUAUAAAUAUUUAUGUACAAAAUAUAUACAAUAGUUACCUAAAUCCCAAAUGUAUAUUUCAGCGAAAAUUUAAUAAAAAUUUUCCCGAACCGCUCGUAUGUAUGUAA
Molecule: messenger RNA, 1890 nt
Organism: Ceratitis capitata (Mediterranean fruit fly)
Lineage: Eukaryota; Metazoa; Arthropoda; Insecta; Diptera; Tephritidae
Gene: Dh44
Exons: 4
Coding region: 607-1530 (307 amino acids)
Cellular component (GO): extracellular region
Molecular function (GO): hormone activity
Source: RefSeq, a predicted model, not a curated record